AGCGGUGCAUCCUGGGAAAUCAACUAACAUGGGUACGUGAAACCAUGCAGAGCUUGCACGGCUCUCGACGACGAGGGAUGAACAAAAAGUAACGAAUUUCUCCAGAAGGUUUAAGGUACAGUUUUGUCCAACGCACUGAAGAGGCUCACGGCGGCGUGGCGGACCGUGCGUUCUGCUGUGUGUUGGACUGCUGAGAAACGGGCUGCUACGAUGCGUGUCCGCUGCUCCACGAAGCUCCGUCGGGGAAGUGAAUCUUUCACCGGAUGAUGGACAGGAACUACCCGACCUCCAGCUUUGCGGACUCGCUGGCUCCACCAGCACAGACCGUAGCUUCUUGGGCCUAUGACCGCAGCACCGCUAGUAUCAAGCCAAGUCCCAGUUAUGGUACAACACACCUUGAUACAGAGCUCCUUCAGCGGCAGAGCUACUCCUCUUCCCACCAGCUUCCCACCUACACUACAUCACACCUUCCCGCUGCAGCAGGAGCACUCGACACAAGCAGUAAUACUUCUGAGACCUCAAUCAUGAGCUUCCUGUCAGCCAUGGAGUCGAGAAGCCUUCAGGCUGGUCCUGUUAGUGCCUCGCUGCUUCCUCCUUUUAGACCCCCAUCAUGGCCAGCUGGUACCAACUCCUCCACUACAGAGCUGUAUUUGACUGGGGCCCUGCCUUCUACUGCCACUUUCCCCUCUCCUGCUGCUCUGUCAUCUUAUCAACAUACUGGCACCUACCCCUCCAGGAGCUAUGCUACCAACUCUUCUCUGGCUCUCCAGGACCCUGCCUUCAGUACUUCAACCAAUGGCCUGUUUUCUCACCAUGACCCCUUGCUCCAUCUCAAAUCAAGCCAGACUGUGCUUCCCACUGCCUUAGCCUUCAAUCAUCUCCCUGCCCCUGCUUUAGGCUCCACUUUGCCCGUCCAAUCCUCAACGUACCGCUCAGCCCAGGAAUCAGCCCCUCAUCUCCUGCAGCCCCAGUUCAGCCUGCUAUCAUCUGCACUACCUGCUACACAUGGUGCCCCACAACCUUAUGGGGCCACCGUUUUCUCAGGCUCCAUUGAGAGAGCACUUCAGCGAGAAUGUAGUGUGAUCAAACACCACCAGAGGCCUUCUAGCAGCCACACAGCCACAGAGCAAUCCCCAAACUCAGAACACUCCCUUCAGGGGUACUUUGGCUCUGGCAGUGAAGCGGAGUUGUCUUACCAACAGGACCCAUCCCGCCAUUCCCCAGUGUCUUGCAGCCCUUCCACAGGAGCAGACUCCUCACAAGGAAUCAAUGGUGGUGCACAGAACAAAACAGAUUCUGCAUCUGAAGCUUACUCAUCCUCUUCUGUGCCACAGGCAAAAGACUGCUCUUCUAAACUAGCUCCACAUCCUGCUGGGGGCGAAGAGAGGCUCAGUAAUCAUCAGAGUCUGACAGGACGUUCACCUGAACAUUAUAGCUCCCCAGGACAGAAGCAGAACACAGUGAUUGCAAAUCAGCAGUCUGUUCAACUGUCCGCCCUUAUGUCCAGCAGUCUGUCUCAAACGUAUAUGACCCCCCACACCCAGUCUCAGCCCUCUCACUCCACCUCAGACAAACUCCCCUCAAUGUACAAAACUCUUACUUCCCUCUCCAAUGAGUCUGGCAGCAUUGCAUCUGUUAGUCAGACUCUUGUUUACUCUCCUUCUCCUGUGCUGAGUCAAGAGCAGGAAGUCCAGUAUGGAACCCAGGUCCAAGGCUUGUGUCGGGGGAUCAAUCUCUCUGAGAGCUACCCCACAUCUCAGGGUGCCCCAAUUGUGACUUAUACAUCCCAGUCACAGGGGCAAGUGUCAGUGACUCAGUCUCAGAGCUAUGCCACAGGACAGUCCCUCAAUGAAUCUCUUAACUCCCCGUAUCCACCCACAUGUGUGCGUAGUCUUCCCACAUCAAAUUCUACGCAGGACUACAGUCUGAUGCAGGCCUCGGUAGGAGAUAAAACACAUGAGAAUAUAUCCCAGCAGCAGGCACAGUCCCACAAAUUUGUUUUGCCUGCACCUUUGCCUAACUACUCUUCGACAUCUCAAGCCUUGCAGAACAACAUCAGAUCCUCAGUACAAGACAUAAAGCCUGUAGAUCCUAUGCAGCAGGCAUCCAUGGAAGCUUCUGCUGCAGACACCAAUAUGGCUGCUCACAACAACGUCAUCUAUGUCAUUUCAAAAAUGGAUGACCACCAUAAAACACAAAGCGUUAUUAGAAGCAGCUCACGUUCUGAUGACCAGCUCAUGGGACUAGGUCAUACAAAUGCAAAAGAUGAAAGGUUGGGACCUAUGAGCCAACAACAUGUUCAGCUAAGCAGUAUCAAUGGUCAACAAACAGCCAACUCAAAAACUGCAAACACCAGUGUUGUAUCUUCACAUGUCCAUCUGAGUUUAGAGCAACUCAAACAGCACCCUCUUCAAAUCAAAUCUCCUGAGCCGCAUCAACAAAGCCACCAAAACCACAGCUUGUCUCAAAGCCAAACUGCAGCAGGCCACACCCAGUUUAUCACUGUGCCCAGCAAUCAAGUUCUCCUAGAGCCCAGUCAGAUGAUUCUGCUUCAGCAAUCCCUUGUCCACCACAGUCAAAACUCAUCAAAGGUGGUAUCUGCGCAAGGUAUCCAACAAACUCAAGGUUUGGGAUCUGUUAAUGUCCAGUAUCUUCAUAUGGAUCGGGAUCUGCUGGCUCCUAGCAUCACUGAACCCCCAAAUCCACAGGGCACAGUCGUAUUGGAACAGAACUCAACGUGCCCUGAUUCUUCUAAACAUCUUCUGCCCUCUAAAGACCACUACAGCCAGCCAACAAAUCAGCAGUCAAAUGAAGCCAAGAACCACUUCGCCCUUAACUCCAUUUGCUUUCCUGACUCAAUGUUACUUGGAGAUGAAAGAAACAUUUUGUCAAAUGUUGAUGACAUUCUGGCUGCUACAGUGGCAGCCUGUGGGGUCACACCACAAGACUUUGUCAAAGCUACAUCCUCUGCUGAGGCUGAUUUGGCAGUAAUGGCAAACCCAGCUGAUUCUAAGGGUCAUUUCCAGACUGUAGAUAUGAGGCACAUGUCACCUAUUUUCUCCUCAGCACAACAGCAACCAAUUCUUACCAACACUAUCUCCCACUCAAUGACCAUGACACUAAAUGGAACUCAGAUGGCUUCAGACUGUCAGGGGCAAUCUGUUCAUCACAGCAACAGCUCUGAACUUGACACAAAUGGAGAUGAGGGGAGCUCUGAAAAUGAAUAUCACUUAACUGGGCAGGUGUAUGACCCCUCAGGUCUGCAAAACAGAGCCAAAGGGAAUGAAAAAUGUAUUAAAACAGAGGAUGGCCUUAUGGAGAGCACAAGUGGUGAGGACUUUCCCAAAAAGAAGGCUCGCUCUAAAUCCCUGUCCAAGCCAGGUGGUCCUGACGAAGAUGGAGGACAAGCCAGACCAGUGAAGCGAAGUGGGCAGACAAAACGGCAGAAUUCCAGGGGUAGUGACGUCUCUCCAUCUGCCUCACACAGUGUGUUCGAAGGCUGUCCACAGCAGGAGAGAAUCAGACAAAAGAUCCGUGAAGUGGAAGAGAAACAGCCUGAAGUCAAAAGUGGCUUCAUCGGCUCCUUCCUAGACUUCCUCAAAUCUGGCCCCAAACAGCAAUACUCUCCAAGUCCUACACGGAGUGUUAGUCGUCCCAGAAAGCCCUGCACCUCUUCCAAACCACCGCCAUGUACGUUGCCUACUUUGCCUCCCAAACUGCAAACUCUGACAGGGCCUUUGAUACCCCAAGAGAGUCAAACUCCGCAAACGGCAAACUCUCAGCCAAAACGCCUGGAUGAAGAUUUACAAAAGAACUUGGAGACGCUGCCGUCAUUCAGCUCAGAUGAAGAGGAGAACACUGGGAAGAACCAGGCUUUGAGGAACAGCAUAAGCUCAGCACUCUCAGCUCUUGAUGAAUCUUCGGAUAAGAAACCUCGGACAGAUAUUAGGAUCCCUGUUCCAAUAAUGAAGCCAGACCCAGCUCCUGUCAUACCAGCCACUGUUGCACAGAUUUGUCUGCCACAAGCAGCUGCUCCUUCACAGCAAACAAAUGCCAUCUCACGAGGAACUGGAUUCUUGGUCAAAGAGAUGCCCAUAGAGGUCCCGUCAGGCCAGCUGGCUGUACAGCUGAGGAGUGUGGCCAUGGAGGGACUGACAGACGAGGAGUUAUCAGACAGCGGAGGAGAGGGAAUGUACCGGGAAAGAGAUGAGUUCGUCGUCAGGAAUGAGGAUAUUGAAAGCAUGAGGGUGACAAUGAGAGCAGGGAGUGAGCCCCCAGCAAUCUGGAAAGUUCAGAAAGCUUUGCUGCAGAAGUUUGUGCCUGAGCUGAGAGAUGGAAAGAGAGUCUUCUCAGCUACUAACAGUUAUCUAGGGUACUUUGGUGAUGCUAAGACCAUGUACCAGCGGGUCUAUGUGAAGUUCUUGGACACAGUUAACAAAAGGGAGUAUGUACGUGUUUGUAGUCGGAAGCCUCGUUGCAAGCCUAUGAACUCCCUCAGGGGGGCUCAGGUGAAAACCUUGCUGGGCUUGACAGCCACCACUUCCUCAGUGUCACAGAGCCAAAAGCCACGACCCAAACAGUCCAAGCCCAGAGCAGAGCCACCACCGAAAAAAAGGCGGAAAUGGAAGGAAGAGUUCUCACCUGCUGUCUCAGGCUCAUCUGCAGAGGAAGGUGACGAAGAUGAUGAUGAGUUGAACCCUCCAGUGCCAUUUGCUUCACGGCUCCUCAACACCCGAACCAUGAAGGAGACAUUCAAGAGCUUUGUGGAGCUUCUCAUCAGCAUUGCCUUGGAUGAAGAUGUGAUGACAGCACUUGAGAGGGCAAACGAUGAAUUGUUGCUGCCACAUAUGAAGAGGGUGGACGGGAUGAUCACGGACAACAGAAAGCGGUUGCUUCAUAAGCUGCACAUAGGGCAAGUUCUGAAGACGGCUCUGGACAGCUUCCCAGAGAUUUCAGUGGUGACUGAGCUGAAGAAGGAUGGUGAAACCCCAGCCUUCAAGGUGCGUCUCAGUGGGAGGGCCUACAACAAGAAGACAAUGAAACCAUACAAGAUGCCUAACAAAAUGCCACAGGAGUACACGGUAGACCAGCAGAGGACUCAGUGGUUUUCUCUAUACCACUCUUUGCAACAUUACAAGUAUCACACGUACCUCAUGUGUAAGAAUGAGAUAGCAUCACUCCGGGUUCAGGCAGGAGAUCUGGGACAGGAGGAGACUGUACAGAAGUGCCUGCAGAAUGGAGCCUGGGUGGAGGGGCUCUUCGAUCGCUUUGGGGAGCUAAUCAAUCAAGUGCAGCAGGCCUGCAGAUGAUCCAGCCUCGACAGGCUUUGGUUAAAGUAAAAAGACUUUGAACGGCUGAAUCUAACAUGUAAAAACAGGAAGACUCCUCGUUCAUAUAAUGGCAGAAAAGAAAGGUGGUGUGGAUACAAGUUCACAAUCAAGCCACUGAGUGCUCUUUAUCAGGAAUAUGAAUUAGUCCACAUGCCCUAUGGACUAUUGGGCGCCUGAAAAGGGGCAUCAGGCGAACAGUGGGACAGCAGUGAAUUUUAUAGUUUGGAUUGCUGCAUUUAAGCAAGAGGUAUAUUGAUCAACUAAAGACAAAGACUGUGUUUUUGGGAGCAUAAUGCCUCUCUUAGUCUUUGUAGGCUUUUGUAGUCACAAGCCCUCUUUUAAAGGGCCUUUUCAUAUGUUUUUUAUCUUUUAUUUUUUAAAGGUUAAAGACAGAGCAUAACCCAUGAGCAUGUAUUAGAUAGAAAGCACUCGAUAUAGGAAGUAGAUGACAGGAAAUCAAAGAGCAGAAAUCAUGUUGUCUACAGAUGUAACAAGCCUUCAUUGAUACUUCGAUAAACAAAAUACAGAGAAAGUGAUUUAUUUAAAAAUAACUAUAUUAUAUAUAACCGUAGAUAUAUACUGUUUGUAAAACAUCCAUUUUGUAAUGGAGUGCCAACUUAUAUAUAAUGUACAUUUUGUAUAAAGGAACGGGAAGGCUGGAGUUGGAGCAUUUCAGUCAAGGUGGAGUUUGGUAACGAUAAACUGUAUCUGAAUUCUUCAACUUUUGUGCUUCAAAAACCCUUCAGCUAUUAAAAAAUGUAUUGGAGUCGGUACCUUCCCAGUACUGGCUUUAAUGACAUAAUCAAUUAGUAUUACCUUGAAUUAAGGGUUAAAUGAAACAUGUAAAAGUUGUCUUUAUACUUCUUUACAGAAAUAGCCCACAUUUUAUGACAGAUAUAUAUUUUCACAGAAGUAAAUAUUAUGUUCUCUUGUUUCUAAGACACUUUUUCAUUGUUUUUCACAAUUUUCCAAAAUGGACUCUUUGUAAGACAAAUAACCGAUUUUAUGCUAUCACAAAAGCUCGUUCUUUAAAGAUGCAAUUUGUAAAUAAAGUGCUGCAUGCAUUCA
Molecule: messenger RNA, 6398 nt
Organism: Sphaeramia orbicularis (orbiculate cardinalfish)
Lineage: Eukaryota; Metazoa; Chordata; Actinopteri; Kurtiformes; Apogonidae
Gene: qser1
Product: glutamine and serine rich 1
Exons: 13
Coding region: 264-5309 (1681 amino acids)
Source: RefSeq, a predicted model, not a curated record